CCUUUUGUGUGUCCCCUUGCCCAAGAAAUUACAUUAUUAUAAAAAGUUCCCCCGCCCGUCUCAACUUAUUCAAUCUCCCCUUCUUUCCUUCUUUGACGUCUCAGAUUCCCAAAUUUUAGGGUUCGUCCUCAAUUUUCAAUCAAUUUUAAUUAAUCAUGACUGCGAAAUCAGAUGAAGAACUAACCAAUCAAUUACAUCAACUCCGAACCCAAUUAAACAAAAAGCAGACGUUUGAAUCAGCCGUCUCUUCAAUCAAAUCCCUCCUCCUCGAAUCCUACUCCGCCGCCUCGCUGCCCACCCAAAAGGUAUUCUAUGACGUCAUCAGCCGUGUCGCCACCGUCCUCCGCACCCGUUACACCUUUCCAGCUUACCUACUCGCCGGCGCCGAAGUACUCGAAAUCGCCGACCGCCUCGCCGUCAACGCUGCCGAGAAAACCCACCUGAAAUCCUGCAUCGCCAACAUCCGCCAAACCCUAAAUGAACAAGUUGGUGAUAGUAAUGGAGGAGAAGAGAGAAUUUUGCCAAGCUCGCAACGUAGCGGUGGGUACCUGUUUGAAGGUCAUCUAACGGUUGAUCGAGAACCUCCUCAACCCAAUUGGCUUAUCCAGCAAAAUCUACUAACCGCCCUCGCUUCGCAAUCGCGAAAUGACAGUACGAACAACGACGGUAGUGAUGAAGUUGUGGGGGGUUUGAUGAGGGGGUUAGUGGAGAGUUUGGAUAUGUCAAUGCUAGAAAAUCUAGACGAUCUUCUCCCUCUAAUGGAAGGUGCGGGAGGGAACAGUCGUGCUGCACCGCCUGCGAGUAAGGCAGUUGUGGAGAAAUUACCAGUGAUUAAACUCGAAAGCGAGGCGAUCGCAAAAGAAAAGCUUGGAGAAGAGGGUGCAGAGUGUUGUAUAUGUAAAGAAAAAUUAGGAGUUGGAGAUGAGAUGCAAGAAAUGCCGUGUAAACAUUUGUUUCAUCCACCGUGUUUGAAGCCGUGGUUGGAUGAGCAUAAUUCGUGCCCGAUUUGCAGGCACGAGUUGCCAACUGAUGAUCAUAAAUAUGAGAGUUGGAAGGAGAGAGAAAAGGAGCUCGAGGAGGAGAGACGUGGUGCUGCUAAUGCUGUUCGUGGUGGCGAGUUUAUGUAUAUUUAGACCUUAUUCAUUUAUGAAUUAUCAUUGUUGUUACAUUCUAUCAAUUCAUUCUGUUUUUUACUUUAUAUAAUCUUACUCUAUUUUAAA
This is a messenger RNA of Spinacia oleracea (spinach), 1220 nucleotides long. RefSeq names its product E3 ubiquitin-protein ligase AIP2. Gene Ontology annotation, biological process: protein ubiquitination. Gene Ontology annotation, molecular function: ubiquitin protein ligase activity. Gene Ontology annotation, cellular component: cytoplasm. The record is from RefSeq and is a predicted model, not a curated record. NCBI's taxonomy places the organism in Eukaryota, Viridiplantae, Streptophyta, Magnoliopsida, Caryophyllales, Amaranthaceae. The transcript has a single exon. Bases 156 to 1133 code for a protein of 325 amino acids.